CGAGAAAUCCCCGUUCCCUGCAUCGGAGGAAAAAGCGGGCGCCGUUGCUGGUCAUCAGGAGAGACAGAUGUGGGCCGAAAACCCUAACCCUUGUUUCGUUGCUCUCCUUGUCGGAUUGGAGGGAGGAGGAGAUGAGGAAGAGAGUGAUCGCGGCCGCCGUCGCGGCGGCGGCGGCGGGGGGGAUCGCCGUCGCGCUGGUUUGGUCCCGGCGGAGCGCGCGGCGGUGGGAGCGUGCGGAGCGCAUCGUUCAGGAGCUCAGAGAGGGGUGCCACACGCCCGUGACGAGGCUGUGGGAGGUGGCCGACGCCAUGGCCAGCGAGAUGAGGGCUGGGCUCUCUUCCGAUGGAGGGAGCAGCCUCCGGAUGCUCGUCACUCCACUCGAGUCCCUCCCCACUGGCAAUGAAGAAGGGCUUUUCUAUGGAUUAGAAAUCAACCAAACCACAAUUCGUAUGUUAUGUGUACAACUAGGAGGAAUGGAUGCUCGUGUCAUCAAGAAACAUUUAGCAGAGGUUCCUGUGCCAUCCAAUUUAAUGGUUGGCACUUCUGAGGACCUGUAUGACUUUAUUGCUGCAGAACUAUCAAAAUUCAUCUCAGCAGAGGAAUUGAGUUAUAAUAUUCAAGAUAGAAGACCAAAAGAAAUCGGUGUUACCUUUUCAUUUCCAGUCAUCCAAAAUUUGGCAUCAAAUGGGACCAUAAUUGAGUGGACAAAUGGUUUUUCUAUCAAGGAGACAGGAGAAAAAGAUGCUGCAGCAGAGAUUAAUAAGGCCCUGGAGAAACAUGGUGUGGACAUGCAUGUUUCUUUUCUGGUUAAUGAUACAGUUGGGGCAUUUGGUGGAGCUAGAUACUGCAGCAGUGACACUAUGGCUGCUGUAACCCUAGGGAUGGGGACAAAUGCUGCUUACAUGGAGCCUCUUCAUGCUAUUCCCAAAUGGCAAGGCCCUCAUCCGAUGCAGGGAGUAAUGAUCAUCAACAUGGAAUGGGGAAAUUUCCAGUCUUCUCAUUUUCCUAUUACAGAAUUUGAUGUUCAGAUAGAUGCUGAAAGUCCCAAACCUGGGGGGAAGGUCUUUGAGAAGCUCAUUUCUGGAAUGUAUUUGGGAGAUAUUGUUAGAAGGGUUUUGUUGAAAAUGGCUGAAGAAACUGCUCUCUUUGGAGACACUGUCCCUUUGAAGCUUAGGAUUCCAUUUGUGCUAAGAACUCCUGAUGUGGCUUCCAUGCAUCAAGACUUAUCACAGGAUCUCAGCCUUGUUGGAGAGAAAUUGGAGGAAUGUUUGGGGAUUCCUAAUACUACUGUAAGGAUGAGACAACUUGUUGUUGAGGUAUGUGAUAUUGUUGCAAAACGUGGAGCUCGUUUGGCUGGUGCCGCUAUAGUAGGGAUCCUAAAGAAGCUUAAAAGGGAUGGAACUGAUAAGAAGAGUGUGGUCAUGGUGGAGGGAGCACUCUAUGAACACUACAGACUGUUCAGAGCAUAUCUGCAUGAUGGAGUGAAGAUGAUGCUUCAUGGAAGAAAUUUGGACAAUGUUAUAAUCGAGCAUUCGGGUGAUGGUUGUGUAAUUGGAGCUGCAUUGCUUGCUGCUUCAAAGUCUGGACAUGCAACGAACUCCUGAAUCCUGAUACAUGGUAAUAUUUUCAUUUUCAUUUCAUAUAUUUUGCAACAUCCUUGAUUUUAAGUUAUUCUUUUUAAUCAUUGUAUUUAUUUAUGAUUUUCUGGAAAUUUAAACAUAUUCUGACGUAGUGUGCAAAUGCCAGUGAGGCCUUUCUCCAAAAAAAUUACCAUUGUAAGUCA
Molecule: messenger RNA, 1783 nt
Organism: Phoenix dactylifera (date palm)
Lineage: Eukaryota; Viridiplantae; Streptophyta; Magnoliopsida; Arecales; Arecaceae
Product: hexokinase-1-like
Biological process (GO): intracellular glucose homeostasis; carbohydrate metabolic process
Cellular component (GO): cytosol; mitochondrion
Molecular function (GO): hexokinase activity; D-glucose binding; ATP binding
Source: RefSeq, a predicted model, not a curated record